Messenger RNA from Clonostachys rhizophaga, 1626 nucleotides. The record is from the annotation of a GenBank genome assembly. NCBI's taxonomy places the organism in Eukaryota, Fungi, Ascomycota, Sordariomycetes, Hypocreales, Bionectriaceae.
AUGGAUCGUCUGAGCCGUCUCUUUAUCACGAUUGGAGGCUUCCUCACGGGUAAUAAGACCAAGCGCAACAACCCGACAACAGAAACCCAAGAGGUGACAAAUAACCCAUCCGAGAAAAAUGCAAAGACUUUAGAGGCUGGCAAGUUCGAUCCAUCGGAAUGGGAGCCCGUUAAUGACCUGCCGCCAUACCAAGAGCAAGAACAGAAUGCUCUGCGCUCAGCGCCCACCCCGGAACUAGCUACCACCUCCUCUGUCGAGCCAACAAACUUAUGCAUCAAGGAAGCAACCUCUGCACCCGUAGCGUGGAUUCAACACCCUUCCGAACCGAGCUUUCUCAUAUGUGGUCGCUGUUAUGUCGACCAUAUCGCCAAUACGAGUCUAAAUAAGGAGUUUGUCUUGUUCCGGCCAGUCGAUCGAAAACGACGAUUUUGCCAGUUCAAACGACUUGACAUGACAUUGAGAGUAUGGACUCAAACUGUGUCCGAAGGCUCAAUGGGGAAGUUUAUCAACCAUAUCAUCUGGGCUCGUACAGUGAGAGAUUGCCCAAAGAGCUCGUCUCGCGCACCAGGCGACAUAUGGUAUGCUUCCGUCGAUUUUCCUGAAUUUACGGUGUGUGAGGAGUGUUACGAGGACCGCAUAGCAUCGACCGGCUUUGCGACCCAUUUCAAGCGGCAAGUGAGGCAGUCGAAAACGUAUUGCAAGGCUCAUUGCCGAUACGUUACGCGCUUACUCAAGAUGGAUUCAACGCUCCCAUCAAGCUGGGAUGAGUUUGUCACGAAGACAAAAGAACGCCUCGAUCUCCCAGCUUGCCCGCUUCACGAGCUCAAGCCUGGAAAGUUGGCAAAGAAGGCUACAUGGUAUCAGUGUUUUGUUGUCUCCCAGCCAUAUUUCUUUUGCGGAGCAUGCUACCACACCUUUUUUGUUGGCACCAAGGCCGAAACCGAUUUCACACGAGUUGAGGAACUCCCCAAGGGCGGCAGAUGCAUGGCCACCUCAAGAUUCAGGGCUGUCAUUACCGCCGCCGAAGAAAAGGAUGACUACCACUUGCUUUACAACGCCCUCAAUGAAGGUGCCGAGUGGCCUAAAUGUGAACCAAAGGGAGUGUCCAACACCAUGUGGUUUACCUUGCCCGGAAAUGUUCAUAGGUCAUAUGCUAUCUGCGGCCGCUGUUAUCAUGGGAACCUCAAGCCUCAGGGGAUGGGUGACUACUUCAUCCCUAAAACCGACGUUCGGAAAGGGGAAAGUAUGGUGUGCUGGCGCAACUACUACCACCCAGCCUCCGUCCGACACGGUGAGAUGCUUUCUGAGGCUCUGAUAUUCGGCGACCCAAGCCGACUAUAUGAAUUUAUCAACGAGCACCCGAAGCGUCAGGGUUGCCGUGGUGCCAAGACGGGACGGGGCGCGAAUCAACGCUGGUGGGGAUGGGACAAGAUGCGGAUUUGCGAUGCCUGCUACCACGGCGGAUCUAUGACCCAGAAGAGUAUCGUCAAGAAAUUCCAGCUGCGGGGAGAGAGAGAUCCUAUGGAGCGGAAAUGCGAUCUCGCCUCGCACUCUCUGAGAUGGCUUUUCAUGGAGAGAGACGUUACUAAACUCCUCGAAUAUGCCGAUAGCAGAGCUAGUACUUAG